Molecule: messenger RNA, 3094 nt
Organism: Halichondria panicea
Lineage: Eukaryota; Metazoa; Porifera; Demospongiae; Suberitida; Halichondriidae
Product: GPI ethanolamine phosphate transferase 1-like
Exons: 2
Coding region: 154-2991 (945 amino acids)
Biological process (GO): GPI anchor biosynthetic process
Cellular component (GO): endoplasmic reticulum membrane
Molecular function (GO): mannose-ethanolamine phosphotransferase activity
Source: RefSeq, a predicted model, not a curated record
UUUUUGUUGCCUCCACCCACAUGGCUUUUUUAUUUACCUGAAUGGGUUUCGAACUCGCCAUCUUCGGAUCUCGGAGUCCAGUGCUUUACAAGUUUGUAGACAAGGAUUGUUGGUUCCUCUGAAUGAUUUACCAAGCCUAGGAUCGUUACAAGUAUGGCCAGUCUACUACGUCUCGCACUGGCAUCAAUAUUCGUCCACUCAAUUCUCUUUGUAUCAAUCUUUGACAUCUACUUCACUUCUCCAGUGGACCAAGGAAUGAUACCACAGUUCUACUCUAUGCCACCUCCUGCUAAACGCUUAGUACUCCUCGUAGCCGAUGGACUCCGUGCAGACACUGUGUACUCCCUUAACGAAGAUAAAACCACCCCUGCCCCUUUCAUUAGGAGGGUAAUUAAAGAGCAGGGGCGCUGGGGCGUGUCACACACCCGUGUACCCACUGAGUCACGACCUGGACAUGUUGCACUUAUUGCCGGCCUGUACGAAGACGUGAGCGCAGUUACAAAAGGAUGGCAAGAAAAUCCAGUGGAAUUUGACUCUGUUUUCAACCGCUCCACUCACACUUGGUCGUGGGGUAGCCCCGAUAUCCUCCCCAUGUUCUCUCAGGGGGCCAGUCGUGGUCGAGUGGACACCUUUAUGUACAAUGCUGAAUGGGAGGAUUUUGCUGAUUCAGAUGCUUCUAAAUUGGAUUCCUGGGUUUUCGAUAAAGUGCGUGAAAUGUUCACGAGAGCAAAAACUGAUAAAUCGUUGGCAACAAGUUUGUCACAAGAUAAAAUUGUGUUUUUUCUACAUUUGCUCGGAAUUGACACAAACGGACACGCACACAGACCCAGGUCGAAAGAAGUUAUGGACAAUUUAAAAUUUGUUGAUAGUAAUAUCGAAGAAAUCUCUAAAAUGAUUGACGAUUAUUAUGGUGAUGACAAAACUGUGUUUGUGUUCACGUCUGACCAUGGUAUGACAGACUGGGGGUCACAUGGAGCUGGUCUACCUGAGGAGACGAUGACGCCUCUUGUUGUCUGGGGGGCUGGUAUUAAAAGCCCUCGAGCUAACUCAUUCGCCGAGUAUGUGUAUCACGAUGGUUGGUCAGAGAGGUGGGGCUUGGACGAUGUGGAGAGAAUUGAUGUUGAACAAGCCGAUAUUGCAGUCCUAAUGUCUACACUAAUAGGAGCAGCUAUUCCAGUCAACUCAGAAGGUGUGAUUCCCACCGGAUAUUUGCAUUAUAAUAAGCAGUUUUCUGCUGAGACAAUUUUCGCCAAUUCACGACAACUUUGCGAACAGUUUCGAAUCAAAGAAGAACGUAUAAUAAGAACUUCGUUGCCGUACAUGUUCAGGGGGUUUCCGAAAAUCUCAAACCGUGAAAUGUCUGAAAAACAAGCGAAAAUUGACAGUUUGAUUAAAAACAAGCAACAUCAAAUGGCAAUUGAUUUAUCAAAGCGUCUAAUUGAUUUAACCACUGAAGGGAUCAGAUAUUAUUACACGUAUCAUCGCCUAGGACUAUAUAUGGUCAUAUCCAGUGCUUUCGUUGGUUGGAUGACCUGUAUUAUAUUGACUAUUCUCGAUAUCAGCUCAAGGACUAAACUAACUUUUACGCCUAGAAGCCCCACAAAGUAUCCAUAUUUCUCAAUUCUCCUUGCUUUAGUCACAGUGGUUCUACUUAUGUACCAGUCUUCGCCACUUCUGUACUAUCUUUAUUACCUCCUUCCGAUUGUGUGUUGGACAUAUGCAUGGCGACAACGAUCUGUUGUUCAUCAAUCAUGGAACAGUGCAAAGCUAAAACCUGCCGCAGUGUUUAAAAUAAUCGCUGCCGUUGUAUUUAUACUCGGUGGAUUAGAACUUCUGGUGCUGAGUUUCUUCUAUAGAGCUGUGUUGUCACUACUCCUCCUUGUCAUCGCCCUGUGGCCAUACUGUACGCAUUUGAAUUCAAAACAUUUCAAACUUUGUCUGUUGUGGAGUUGUGCUUGUGUCUCAGUUGCCGUGUUUCCACUUUUGCCCGUUGUUGGCAGAAAUGCUAAUUAUUAUCUCGUAGCUUUCGCCGGAAGUAUUGCCACAAUAUUCGUUUUCAUUUUAUUCCGUUUCCCCGAGAUCAAGUUCAAUCUCUGUUCACCAAUCAACAGAAUGCCUAAGGCACAUCAUCUGUUCAGUUUGCAAACUGUUUUACUGGCUGUUGCAUCGUUCAUGCCUCUCAUCACUAACUGGUAUUUCUCACAGAAAGAGUCUAUCCCAACAAUUAUAAAUAUGUUCAGCUGGUUUAAUUUACUGUUUGCGAUAGUAGCUCCAAACUUUGGCCCUAAGAGUUUAGUCGGUCGACUACUACACAUUGCUCUGACAUUCUUCACUGUAUUUAUUUUGCUAAGCACGACAUUUGAAGCAAUUUUCCUUCUAUUGCUCUCGUGUUUGUUGUACUUGUGGUUGUUAAUGGAAGAUUUACUUGCCUCAAAGGAAUGUAAAAGUUCAAUUUGGAAUUGUCUCGUUUCCCACACUUUUACAAAAGUAGUAACUCUUGUACCAGCCGAGAGAGAGCCUGUUAUAGAAGUGCUAUCUAUUGACGAUCUGCGGAGAGUGUAUUUUGCAAUAUUUUUCGGUAUACUAUCGUUUUUCGGACUUGGGAAUGUUGCAAGUAUAAACACGUUUGACCCGUCUACUGUGUAUUGUUUUCUAACUGUGUUUUCACCCUUCGUGAUGGGGGCUCUGAUCCUCUGGAAGAUGGUGAUACCAUUCAUCUUCGUUAGUUGUGUGUUCAACUCUGUACUGAGUGUUUUGAAUCGUUCUCUCCUCACCUGUCUGCUGAUCAUCUUAGUCAUGUCCGAUGUGAUGGGAUUGAAUUUUUUCUUUCUCGUCAAAGAUUUUGGGAGUUGGUUGGACAUUGGAGUCAGUAUUAGUCAUUAUGUGAUUAUUAUGGUCAUGAGUAUUGGUAUCGUUGUCCUGGUCGGCGUUGCUAGGUUACUAACAGGCGUGACUGUACUGCCUAGAAAGAACGAAGAUCAUCUUUGUUAGUACUUUAUUGCUAUUAUUGACUGCAUUUAGGCCCAAUGUCUCAUAUACUCAUUACCUGUUUCUCAGUAAAAUGCAAUUGUUUAAUUAAUUUGAUCAUGUGUGA